GGUUCAAUUAUCUUCCAAUUUUCCGUGAUCACAAUAUUUUUUGUGAAAGAAAAAGAAGAAUUUAUUUAUUAUAAAAAUGGAGAAAUGUUGCCUUCAGGUUUUGAAAAUGAAACUUUAACUCUCAAAGCAACAGGCAAGAGCCAACCAUUUGUUUAUGUUACUCUCAGCUAUCCACAUUUCCUCUGCCUUCUACGCACCCUAAUCUCUCUUUGUCAUCUUCUACCGGUUUCUUCCAUUUUGUCAAAGCUCAAAUCUAACCUAUCUGCCUUUCUCUCUUUUGCAUUUAAAGUUUGAAAAACAAAAGGCAAAACUGGGUCAAACUCUUUUUCUUUUUUGAUCUCAAGUUUUUUAUUCACAAUCUACCUCUAACAAGGCAAAGCAGGUUCUUUUUGAGCUAACAUGGAGAAAAGCCAAGAACUUGCACUGACCCAGAUGAGGAAAUCAGUUGAAAAGCUUGGGUUUUCAACAGAGAAAUAUGGGGAUCCAACAUUGAUGAGGUUCUUGAUUGCAAGAUCAAUGGACACAGAAAAAGCUGCAAAGAUGUUUGUUCAGUGGCUGAAAUGGAGGUCUUCUUUCGUUCCAAAUGGAUUCAUAUCAGAAUCUGAAGUGCCUGAUCAAUUGGAAGCCAGAAAGAUUUUUUUGCAAGGUUCAUCAAAGAUAGGAUAUCCAGUCAUGGUUGUCAAAGCAUGCAAGCAUUUUCCUCCCAAGGACCAUCUCCAGUUCAAGAAGUUUGUGGUUUAUCUUCUGGACAAAGCCAUAGCAAGCUCUGUGAAAGGAAGAGAAAUAGGAAAUGGAAAGUUGAUUGUCAUUCUUGAUUUUCAACAUAUUACGUACAAAAAUGUUGAUGCACGUGGAUUGAUAACCGGAUUUCAGUUCUUACAGGCUUAUUUCCCAGAGCGCUUAGCAAAGUGCUACAUUUUGCAUAUGCCACGGUUUUUUGUUAGUGUUUGGAGGAUGGUUUGUCGCUUCAUUGAGAAGGCAACAAUGGAAAAGAUUGUAAUUGUGACCAAUGAAGAUGAGAAUAAAUCCUUUAUAGAGGAGAUAGGUGAGGAAGCUGUGCCAGUCGAGUAUGGCGGUAAAGCAAAGCUGACAACUAUCCAAGAUGUAGAAGCGCCCCCAUUGGAAGGUUGAUCCCAACAAAAGAUGCAGGCAGCAAGUGUUCAAGUUGACUAAUAUGGUUACUGCAGCCAUUGAAGGGUUAAACUUCCCUUAAAAAAUCAAUGCAGCUGCCAUUAAUCCACCUAAUUCGAAUAUUAUGUAUGAAUCAUAGUUCCAACAUGAUGUUGGCUUCAAUACAGUAUCUUAUCAUCUUAUUCUAUAGCUACCAUUUGAAAAAUAACCUUUUCAUGACCUUCUUUAAUGGAAAUAUCAU
Molecule: messenger RNA, 1372 nt
Organism: Durio zibethinus
Lineage: Eukaryota; Viridiplantae; Streptophyta; Magnoliopsida; Malvales; Malvaceae
Product: SEC14 cytosolic factor-like
Source: RefSeq, a predicted model, not a curated record